AUGCCGUUUAUAUUCCGCUCGCUGCUGUUCGGCUUUGUGACGCUGCUGGUUGUGGUGUUGAUCAUUGAUGAUAUUGCACAAGUGGAGAAAGAAACUGCAAAUACUGGACAUUCAAAGAAGAUGAACUUACAUCGGCUCAUCCCUAAACCGCGCAGAAAGGCCGCAGCACACGUGGAUCCGACUGCUUUGACGAGGUUGAUCAAAGAUGUAAACCAUCUCAGUCCGAGCUACAACGCCACUGUGAAGCUCUCGUCCAACAACUGGACCUUCAACAAGAGCCUCUCCAACCUCAUCAGAAAGAAUAUCCUGAGGUUUCUCGAUCCAGAGCGGGACAUCUCCAUUCUGAAGGGCACACUGAAACCGGGAGAUAUCAUCCACUAUGUGUUCGAUCGCCACAGCACCACGAACAUCUCAGAGAAUCUCUACCGUCUUUUGCCAACUGUCUCCCCCAUGAAGAACCAACACCACAGGCGUUGCGCCAUUGUGGGAAACUCUGGGAUUCUGCUCAACAGCAGCUGUGGACCCGACAUCGACUCUCACGACUUUGUUAUCAGGUGUAACCUGGCGCCAGUGGAGGAGUACUCUCAGGACGUGGGGUGGCGGACCAACUUGGUGACCAUGAAUCCUUCGGUGGUGCAGCGGGCUUUCCAGGACCUAGUCAGCGACGAGUGGAGGGAUCGCUUCCUGCAGCGGCUUCAGAGCCUCAGCGGCAGCGUGCUGUGGAUCCCGGCCUUCAUGGCCAAGGGGGGAGAGGAGCGUGUGGAGUGGGCCCUUCGUCUCAUCCUGUUGCACACUGUGGACGUCCGCACCGCCUUCCCCUCGCUGCGCCUCCUCCACGCUGUCAGAGGGUAUUGGCUAACCAACAAUGUCCACAUAAAGCGUCCGACCACUGGGCUCCUCAUGUACACGAUGGCCACUCGCUUCUGUGAAGAGAUCCAUCUUUAUGGCUUCUGGCCCUUCCCACUCGACCCGCAGGGCAAACCAGUCAAAUACCACUACUACGACACUCUGAAGUACGAGUACACGUCCAGCUCCAGUCCUCACACCAUGCCUUUGGAGUUCAGGACCCUGAGCGCGUUGCACAGACAGGGGGCGCUCCGGCUCCACACUGGGACCUGUGACGCAGAGAGGAGACCACAGAAGGAGCUGCAGAGCAAAUAG
Cyclopterus lumpus (lumpfish) is the source of this 1161-nucleotide messenger RNA. It is a transcript of the gene st8sia2, whose product is annotated as ST8 alpha-N-acetyl-neuraminide alpha-2,8-sialyltransferase 2. The transcript has 6 exons. Bases 1 to 1161 code for a protein of 386 amino acids. Gene Ontology annotation, biological process: N-glycan processing; oligosaccharide metabolic process. The record is from RefSeq and is a predicted model, not a curated record. Gene Ontology annotation, molecular function: alpha-N-acetylneuraminate alpha-2,8-sialyltransferase activity. Lineage: Eukaryota; Metazoa; Chordata; Actinopteri; Perciformes; Cyclopteridae.